UGGAGGGUUCUGGGGUGCUGCUUUGAGUGAGGAACUCUAGGGGCAUGGCUUGGGUGGAGGUGCCCAGAGUCUGGCGGGCUGCUGGGGGCGUGGCUUGGAGCGAGGCACCCGGAGCCGAGCUUUGCGGAGUAAGGCGGUGGGAGGGGACCCUGCCGAUUGGAGGCGGGUCGAGAGGGUACAGGAGUCCUGUCCUCAGACCCUUCCAUACUCCAGUUCCGGAUAAGCGAGUACGCGCCGCUGAACAUGGUAGGAGCGGAGCAGCCCCCGAGCCCCGAGCUGCGGCCGGAAGGUGUGGCCGAAUAUGAAGAUGGCGAGGGCCCGGCAGGAGGUGGCGAUGCAGGCACCCAACAGCCGGCGGACCUCCCCCAGGAUCCUCCAGAAGAGCCCCCCCAGGAUCCCCCAGAGGAUGAUGGCACCUGUCAGUGCCAGGAGUGUGGACCUCAGCAAAGCGCGGGUCCAGAUCCUGCUAGUUCCUCCAAUGAUGACUGCCCGCAACUGUUCCAAGAGCGGUCAGUCAUAGUGGAGAACUCCUCAGGCCAGAAGUCCUGCACCAGCGCUUCUGAGCUUCUCAAACCCAUGAAGAAGAGGAAGCGCAGGGAGUACCACAGCCCAUCAGAGGAGGAGUCAGAGCCCGAGGCCUUGGAGAAGCAAGAAGAAGGAAAGGAUCCAGAGGGACAACCCACCGCUAGCACCCCGGAAAGUGAGGAGUGGAGCACCAGCCAGCCUGAACCGAAUUCAUUGUAUUCACCAUCGUAUCCCUGGUGCUUAGCUCAGCGACCGGUGUUGAGUAGACUCUCCAUCCGUGUUUGCUCGUACCCGAACGCAUGGGCUGUGUGCGGUGAUUCCUCUCGGACCGUGGCUCGGUUGCAUGAGCUGUCAUCUUUCUUGUCUCAGAGAGAGCCAGAGGCAUCAGGGGAGAAGAAGGAAGGCUGGUCAUGGGAGUCCUACCUCGAGGAGCAGAAGGCUGUCACUGCCCCUGUCAGCCUCUUCCAGGACUACCAGGCAGUCACUCAUACUAAGAAUGGCUUCAGACCGGGCAUGAAGUUGGAAGGCAUCGACCCUCAACACCCGUCCAUGUACUUCGUCCUCACCGUGGCCGAGGUGUGUGGCUACCGCCUACGUCUGCAUUUUGAUGGGUAUUCCGAGUGCCAUGACUUCUGGAUCAAUGCCAACUCCCCUGACAUUCACCCCGCUGGCUGGUUUGAGAAGACUGGGCACAAGCUGCAGCCCCCCAAAGGUUACAAGGAGGAGGAGUUCAGCUGGAGCCCGUACCUGCGCAGCACACGAGCCCAGGCUGCCCCCAAGCACCUGUUCGUGAGCCAGAGCCACAGCCCUCCACCCCUGGGCUUCCAGGUGGGCAUGAAGCUGGAGGCGGUGGACCGCAUGAACCCGUCCCUCGUCUGCGUGGCCAGCGUGACCGACGUGGUGGACAGCCGCUUCCUAGUACACUUUGACAACUGGGAUGAUACUUACGACUACUGGUGUGACCCCAGCAGCCCCUACAUCCACCCGGUGGGCUGGUGCCAGAAGCAAGGAAAGCCCCUCACCCCCCCACAAGACUACCCAGACCCUGAUAGCUUCUGUUGGGAGAAAUAUCUGGAAGAAACCGGGGCUUCUGCUGUGCCCACCUGGGCCUUCAAGGUGCGGCCCCCACACGGCUUCCUGGUCAACAUGAAACUGGAGGCCGUGGACCGCAGGAACCCAGCCCUGGUGCGCGUGGCCAGCGUGGAGGAUGUGGAGGACCAUCGGAUAAAGCUCCACUUUGAUGGCUGGAGUCAUGCCUAUGACUUCUGGAUUGACGCCGACCACCCGGACAUCCACCCCGCCGGCUGGUGCUCCAAGACAGGGCAUCCCCUGCAGCCUCCUCUCCGACCCAGAGAGCCCAGCUCUGCCUCUCCUGGGGGCUGUCCCCCGCUCAGCUAUCGCAGCCUGCCACACACUAGGACAUCCAAGUACAGCUUUCACCACCGGAAGUGCCCCACUCCUGGUUGUGAUGGUUCUGGCCACGUCACAGGCAAGUUCACAGCUCACCAUUGCCUCUCGGGCUGUCCACUGGCUGAGAGGAACCAAAGUCGGCUGAAGGCGGAAUUAUCUGACACCGAGGCCUCGGCCCGUAAGAGGAACCUCUCGGGCUUCUCCCUAAGGAAGAAGCCUCGCCAUCAUGGCCGGAUUGGACGCCCUCCAAAGUAUCGGAAGAUCCCACAGGAAGAUUUCCCGAGACUAGCCACCGACGCCAUGCACCAGUCCCUCUUCAUGUCAGCCCUGUCGGCCCACCCUGACCGCUCGCUCUCCGUGUGCUGGGAGCAGCACUGCAAGCUCCUGCCAGGAGUGGCGGGCAUCUCGGCCUCGACAGUUGCCAAGUGGACCAUUGAUGAGGUCUUCAGCUUCGUUCAGACCCUGACCGGCUGUGAGGACCAGGCACGACUCUUCAAAGAUGAGGCGGACAUUGUGAAGAUCAUGAACGUCAAGCUGGGUCCGGCCUUGAAGAUCUAUAACGCCAUUGUCAUGUUCAAAAACGCCGACGACACCUUAAAGUGAGUGGCUCAGGGCUGGGCUCACCUCCGGCCCAAGCUGGGCCUCCCUCCGCAGCUGAUGCUUCCUUUCCGACUUGAGUUCCUCAUAUCCCACCCAUACCCCCGCCACCCUCUACGUCUUACCAGGGGUGGUCCUCCUUCUCUCCGGGGCUGCUUCCUACAAGGUACGUGGGAGUCCUAGCCCCUGAGUCCUGGGGCUCAUCCGCCACCAGGCACACCAGUGAGGGUGUGACUGGGCUGGGGGAACAUUACCGGUGCAGUAGAUUGGAGGGGCCCUGCCUCCGGCUGACUGAUGUGAUCACCAAAGGGUCUUUUUCUUAGCGAUUAAGGACAGUCUGGUAGAACGUCAGUCCUCUGGUCAGAGGCUCAUUUCUCUUGGGCCUCUCUCCGUGCUUUUCUUUCCUUGGCUCUGACCAAGAAGUGACCCAGCCACAAACAUAUGUACUCAUUCCGCUGUCUGGUUUCCUGGGCAGGACCCUCAGACAUAGCCCACACAGACCCCACUGGCUCUUCCCCUUUAGAUGGGUGGGCUUCGGAAACAGGUUGUCAUAGGAUCCACUGGGAGUCUCUGGCUGCAUUUCUCCCUUUUGCUCAGAAGUGGGGGAUUCCAAGCCAGGAUGCCUUCCUAAGCAUGCCCUGUUCUGGAUCAGCUGGCAUUUUAGUGGCCCACGCCAAGCCCUGUUUCCAGCAGAGCGAGUGGUUAGAGCCUGUUUUACCCAUGCAGAAAGGGUUAAGGCCCCACAUAUGUUCCCCACAUACCCUUCCCCAGACCCCAAGGGUAUGUCAGACAGUCUCGGGUCUUUGGCCAGAGGGGCAGCUCCAGCAGGCAUCAUGGUCCCUGAAGCCGGGCAUAGCAUCCUUCCCUGCAGCCAGGGAUCUCAGCCAAGUUAUUGCCCACGCCUGCCAGGCCUCCUGCCAUGGGAAUGUGCCGCUCUGACUAGCACACAUACCUCACAACAUCACUUUCGACCUGUCCGGUAAAUGUCUUGCUUUUAAGGAGUCUUACAAAACCCACUUGAAGUUGGGAGUUGGGAAGGUGGACUCUUCUAUCUUUGAAUUCUCUGUGUCCUGUAAGCCUUUCUUACUACUCUCCAUCCGUCUUGCACUGCCAGCCAGGUGCCUCCCGGGGCUCUGGGACUUUCACCUUUCUGUCCAAGUGGGGGCCUACCCUCCACUGAGCCACUGCCAAACCAGACAGGGUGGGGAAGAGGCAGAGGGCCCGGCAGCAGCUGGCCCCACAGGAGGUGAGGAGCAGCUGCCAGGCUUCCGUGGCCCCAGGUGCUGCGAGGGGCCUGCAGGGUGCGGAGCCAGGCCCCUUCCCUCAGUCACAUGGUGUGUGUGUGUCCCCGAGGGCACCCUCAGAAGUGUUUGACAGGUGCAUCUGUGAGGCUCAGUGUUGGGAAAAUGUCAAGGGCUAUUGUUAAAAUAUGAAGCUUUAUCUUCCCCGUAAAAGUGGGACACCCAAAGCUCUGUUGAUUUCCUGCCGCAUCCCGGUAGGUGACCCUCUCUCACACGGGCCCAGACAGCUCUGCAGGGGCAGCCAUUCAGCCACCCCGCUCGUCUCCCAUGGGACUUCCGAUGUUCCUUCCCAUUCGGCCCUUAAAGGCAGCUCUGAGCACGACCUUCGUGGGAAGAAAGUGGGCAGGCCCUGCCUCCGGCUGAGGCUCGGGUUUACAGAGGUUGCAUUGCUGCCCCCUUGGCCAAGAGUCAGGAGGAGCCAGUCUGAGCCUCUCUCCCUUGGUUCGCUUGGGUGGUGGCAAAACUCACCAGCUCCUUGGCCUGGUCCGCUCCUCUUUGAAACUGAGGAGAGACUGGCUUUGUGGUGUGAGGAGAGGGCAGCAAGGACGCACAGCUGCGGGACCUCACCACUCCCGAGGAGCAGGGCUGGGACAGCUGUGCCACACGGUUCUGCCAGCCACACUUCUAGCACUUGCCUAUGGGAAAGGCAGGCCGGACUCACAAAGGGCCUUGAGAAAAGGGCCCCCAGGCCUCCAAACUUGGAGACCUCAGCACUUCCUGCACCAAUGUCAAACUCUUUGGAAAGAAACCAGAAACAUGGGGAAAGCAGUCUGCCCUUCUGCCCCUUCACCCGCAUCCUGUCCCCAGAUGAGAUCUUCCCAUGUUGACGGGGGUGCACGUGGAGGUAGGGAGUUGGUGCCACUGCCCUGCUUUCGGCAGCAGACACCGCUUACACUUUGGCCUGGGGUAGCUCCGCCCAACCCUGGCUUAGAUCGGUGAGGACCUUUCUGUUUAAUUUCUGAAGCAGAGAGAAUGAUCCCAGAGUUUGAAAAUGAAGCCUGUUUGCACUUUCAUUCACAUGCACUUUGGUGGAAUUGUUUUUGUACUUUUCGUGUGUGGGUGCGCGCACGUGCGUGGACGUGCAUAUGUGUCUUUAAGAGAAUCUCUGGCUUAAGAUAAAGUGACUCUUGACUCUUACGGGAGAAAAAUUUACAAACUGGUGUUUUGUCAGUGUAUUGAAACAACAUAAAUAAACAACAUCUGGAUGAUAUGUAGUCAGAAUCUGUUUCUAUUUUCAUGGUAAAACAUCCAGAAAACACAAAACGAAUAGCAAUAG
Messenger RNA from Ailuropoda melanoleuca (giant panda), 5109 nucleotides. RefSeq names its product L3MBTL histone methyl-lysine binding protein 1 (gene L3MBTL1). The record is from RefSeq and is a predicted model, not a curated record. Gene Ontology annotation, biological process: negative regulation of DNA-templated transcription. Gene Ontology annotation, cellular component: nucleus. NCBI's taxonomy places the organism in Eukaryota, Metazoa, Chordata, Mammalia, Carnivora, Ursidae. The coding region runs from base 244 to 2538 and encodes 764 amino acids. The transcript is spliced from 20 exons. Gene Ontology annotation, molecular function: zinc ion binding; histone binding; chromatin binding.